Messenger RNA from Gallus gallus (chicken), 7174 nucleotides. RefSeq names its product pantothenate kinase 1 (gene PANK1). The record is from RefSeq and is a predicted model, not a curated record. Gene Ontology annotation, biological process: coenzyme A biosynthetic process. Lineage: Eukaryota; Metazoa; Chordata; Aves; Galliformes; Phasianidae. The transcript is spliced from 7 exons. Gene Ontology annotation, molecular function: ATP binding; pantothenate kinase activity. Gene Ontology annotation, cellular component: nucleus; cytosol. Bases 4720 to 5796 code for a protein of 358 amino acids.
AGACAGCAGGGUUCCGUCGGCCGCACAGCUUCCCGGACGCGCACAUGAAGCUCAAAGCGCAGAAACAGCGCUGUAAGUAGCGGCCGCGCUGAGCCGCGGGUGGAGAGGAGAGCGGUGCUGGGAGCUCCACGCUGCUUUGUCGAGCUGAAACUGAUUUGGUGGUGUGCUGCUUGUGAGCGAUGUAUCUGGUUGUUCGUUGAUCUGGGAGGUGUCAGUGAAUUGGCUGUCUAGUUCUGUCUCUUGGUUUAAAGCUGUGAUAUCUACGUUUGUGAUGUGCUUGGUUGUGUUAGGCUCGGCGAAUUACGAAGCAGCAGUGCUUCAUUUGCUUGGUCGUGGUUAACUUGUAUACAGGUAUGGAGCUGCUGCGCAGUGCCUGGGCAGCCACCACCAGCAGAGCAGCACAGCUGGGGGAGCACCCUGGCUCUGGGCACACUCACUUUACCUGUUCCUUCAAGUAGAACCAACACGUUUGCCUUCUUUUCUGAGUUCAGCACAGUUCUGAAAGGGUAAUGAAGGAUUGAGGCAGGCUCACAGCUGCCUGCUGCCAAACCUGGGCAUAUCUCUGUUCAGUAUGAAGUGUUGUGUGUUCCACUGCUUGAUGUUGUUUUUUGUGUGGUUUUUUUUUUUAAUACUGAAAUAAAUGCAUGCAGGCUUCUCUCUGAGAAGAAUGAAAUAGUACAGGAAACGGUCUUGGAGGGAUGCAGCUUUCCCAAGGCUGCUUCUUCAUCAGUGCCUUCUGCUUGUCAGAUGUUUUUGUUAAGUUCUGCAUGCCCCUGGCCUUAGCACAUUCUCUCUGAUGCAGAAUCACACAGUGCUUGAACUACCUGGGAAAAAUUAAUGUGGUUGUGGGUUCCUCCCAAACGUACCGUGUUGGUGACCGCAUCAUUCUGUGAUGUGAACUGUUUUUGUGGAGUUUUUGUGCAGCUUCAAAUCUUCAUUCAAGAGGAAAAGCUUGCAGCUCUUGGAUUAAGUUGCAUGUUUAUUUGAUGCAAGUAAGAGGAUACAGCACUUGCAUAUUGAACUUUAGAAUAGCUUUUAGUAUUGCAAAGCAAAGCCUUGUAGGUUUUCAUGUAGUUACUCAAACUAGGCAGAAUAAGGGAUUUGGUUUCCUUCAUAUCUUGAGGGGAAAAGAAAAAAGCUCAUCAUAGGUGCAGACCCAGGUGGCAGUGGUUGUAUUGACUAAAAUGUGCUACAGCUGAGCCCUCGGCUGUGGGCUUUCUGGAGAAGGCAGGGAUGGGAGCAGCAGGUGAGAGCAGAACUCUUUAAAGCUGUAGCGUGGGGUAUUUCUUUGCUAAAUAAGAGACAUAAAUUCUUGUUGGUCUUGUAGUUUUUCAUUUCUGUGUAAGAGUAAAUUUGCGAUUCAAUAUUAGUCUUGCAGGAAAGCGUGACAGCACAUUGUCCUAGAUUGAAAAAGUUCAUUAAAUCUGACUCCAGUUCUGGUGCUGUGAAGUUUAAGGUGUAUCCCUCUCCAGAACACAUUAUACAGUCCCGUUUUUCUGGUUUUUGUAUUUAAUCCCAGCCUCUGCAGAUGUUUGUUCUGUGCUUGGGGACACAUUGCAAAAUGCAGCGUGGUUGCCACAUGAUGUGUAAGCCCUGAGUAUUGAUUGUGGGGUUUGCUUUGCGUGGGGAGGAAGAUAAUUGCAUUUCCCAAUAUUCCAACACAUUAAGCUAUCUUUCUGUAGCAACUAGUUCCUUUAAAUCCUCACAAAUUACAUGUUGAGUGCUUUUACUCUCUGCCAAAGCGAGACAGUCUUCUACUUUCCUUGGCCCUUUUCCCCUCAGAGAGGGGAAUGUUCCCUUUGCAGCCCAUGUUCAUGGCUGCUCAGCCUGUGCUCAGAGGGAACCUGGGAGUCUGCUUCGUUGUCCUUCUGACCUACCUGCUGCUUCCCCUUCUGCUGAGAAACUGGUCUCUGCGUGGUUAUUUCUUAGUUGAACAAGAGGAGUUUUUGGCAGUGUUUGGCCCACACCACUGAUUUGAAACCAGCCUGUUAUGAGGCUGGGGUUUGGAGUACCUUUCUGUAUCACAGCACAGUGUAACGAAGACUGGAACAAGUAACUGUUACUGUGCCUUGUGUUCUGAAGUGCUCCACCAGAGUAUAAAGUAUUCAAAUGUUGUGAAUUCUUCCAAUUUUGAAAGCCUGCUGUAGUGUCACAGUGUUCAGUUUAAAUGGGAUCUUUGAACAGAAGAAAGAGAAGGAAUAGUUAAGUGCCCUCCUUGAUCCCUAUGCAACAGCACUGCAGCAAAGUAAGAACAAAAGCUUCUGCAUGGUAGUUAGCUAGACUGGUGCUUCACAACAUUAGCCCGUGACAGGCAUAGGGAAGAAGCAGCUGGAUGCUUUAAUUGGAUUGCUUUUCCUUAAAUGAAGGUAAAACUUUGGGGUCGCUGUUCAGAGCCUGUAUCUGGCAUCUUGCCCCAAGUCAGUAGGUAAUAGGUAGAGGUCAGAGAAUGUGUGCUCAGAGGCGUCAUGACUGUUUACAGCUAAUGCAUGUUACAGCUGCUGUGGUUAAUUUCUAAACACUUAGUUGUUGCUUCUCAGCAAAUAAUGUUUUGGCCAAUAUUUUCAUUGUUAAAUCUGUGAUGCGUAAGUGCAGCAUAACUGUAGCACUACUUAAGCCCAGACUUUUUGUUGUGUAAGACCUGGUGGUGAUGUUAAAUGUAGAGUACCACAAUUAUGGUCUAGAUUUUCACGGAGAGUACAGAAGUGAAAUGGUUUUGGUCAACACGGUGAGUAAGUAUGUAGGUGUUGGCAACUGAAACUUUGUCUGGAGUAUUGGAAUAUCCCACAGGUUUUUAAUCUUAAGAACGACUUCUGGUGUAAUGCUGCUUAAUGUUGGUCCCCAGCUGGUUUUCAUGUAGACAGAUGCUAGGGAUGCCUGAAGAAUGGGGCUGAUGGGAAACACUUGAGCUGGUUGGUGUGUUGUGGCCAGCAUUACAUGUGAGUCCCAACUGCAUACCAGCUGUACUGCCAAGGUUGUGCUUUGCCAGCAGGAAUGGGAAACGUAUACAGACCUUCUCAGUGCUGUUGGGCUGGGAGCUGUCAGGCUGGUUGCUGGUGAGGAAGUUUGCUUCAGCUGAUAGUUGUUUCUUAUAGCUUUGUGAGGUUGGCUUUUGGUAGGCUGGUUUUCCACGAAGCUGUGCAGAUCAGAUAGUGACCCAAUCUCUCACUGCUAUCUUCAGAAAUCAGUUUAUGGUAAUAAGAGUACAUAUGCGUGGAUGGUCACACCUGCCUGGCAAACAGCUCUGCCUUCUGUUACGAAGGCUUUUCUUUCCCUUGCUGCUGAGCAGGCAGGCAUUCUGCAAGACUUCAAUACUGAAAAUGGACUGGAAGGCUGUACUUAAUGUUUGGGGGAUUUAUUUAGCUGUAGAUCAGCAAUGUUUGAAGAAACUUCCUAUACUAAGGAGCUAAAACUCAUCUUUCAAGAUGUACAUUCUGUUUCCAUUCAAAAGAAAACAAAUGCUUCCAUUUUAAGCCAGGUUUGAAUCACUCAAAAUAAUUGUAUAAUGGGAAGGAAUAACUUGAAAUAUGUGUAAACCAUUAUCAACAUCUUCAAUGGAAGCAGCAGUGAGAAUGUUAGCCCAUCUGACACUUGAGUCUUGUUUUGUUUUUUGUUCCCCCCCCCUCUAUUUUUAGCUUUGGCUUUCUCUCCACUCUUCCAGCCCCGGUUAAAGCAGGAGAGUUCUUAGCUCACCAAUGCAUCAAGCUAUGGAAAUGAGAUGGAAACAAAAUCAUAGGAUUUCAUCACAUGUGUCAGGGAUGGGGGGGGGGAAAGACAGCUGAACUUAAGGUCUUUUAUCUGAGAUAUUCAUGGUGGAGAUAGCAGAGUGCUGAUAGCACCAUUCAAGUUACUGAUAAAAUAUUGAGAUACUGUACCUGUGCUUGAGGGAGAUUAAAAAAAAAAAAAAAGCUAAGACAAGUGUGGGAAAAGGGAAGGAAAUUCCUUAUUAAUGAAAGGGCUGAGCGGGGCUGGCCAGGUUUGCCCAGUGAGGGCUGCAGAGGUGUCAUGCCAGUCUUGCAAGGGAAAGUGUAUAAGCUGAGACAGCUUUAGCGGAAGAAGGAAUUGCUGAAAUUGGUCACAAAUAUAUUGAGGUCUGAUAGAAAGAAGGAAUCGGGCAUAAUCUCUCUGUAAGAUUUGAAGAGUAAUAAGACUGAGCUAACUUUGUGUUGUGAUUGUUUAAAUGCAUGAAGGAGAUUGCCCUUUGUGCCCUUUGGAGAGUGCCCUUUUAACAGGGCACUGUUUCUGAGUGACCCAGGAGUUCCCUUUACUUCCCCUGAGGAGCUGUGCAUGAGGAGCAGGUUAGGAUUUGAUGUUCCGUGCCCUCUUUUCUGUCUUAAAUAGUAUGUCAACUGUAGGGUUUUGAAAAAUCAAAUGUCUUUGGUUCUGGCUGUAAUAUGCUUUAUAAGAAAAGCUUCAUGGGUUCACGCUGUUCAAAGCUUGCUAAAAAACUAGGUGAAGUGUGUCGUGGAAUUUCUCAUGGGUAGACCUUUCCCCCAGAUAACACAGCUGUUAGUGUGCAUCAGAUUACCUCAUUAUGCAAUGCUGGCGAUACCUUCGGUUUGCAUUGUCACGUGCUGCUACAGCGAGGUUCUAGUCUAAUAAGAGAUUUUAUCUGUCGGUAACAAACCAUUAAGUAGUUGGUGCUGUUUAUUAACAUAAAGAGAACGCAUUUUCACAAGAAGAUAAGUGGAGCCUUUGAUUUACGCGUUCCCAUGGUUUGGAAUGGAUAUCGGUGGAACAUUGGUUAAACUGGUCUACUUUGAACCUAAGGACAUUACUGCAGAAGAGGAACAAGAGGAGGUGGAAAACCUGAAAAGCAUUAGGAAAUACCUGACCUCCAAUACAGCCUAUGGUAAAACUGGCAUUCGUGAUGUCCACCUAGAACUGAAGAAUUUGACUAUGUGUGGACGCAAAGGAAACCUGCACUUCAUCCGCUUUCCCAGCUGUGCCAUGCACAGGUUCAUACAGAUGGGUAGUGAAAAGAACUUCUCCAGUUUGCAUACUACGCUCUGUGCCACGGGAGGUGGAGCUUACAAAUUUGAGGAGGACUUUAGAACGAUUGCUGAUCUGCAACUCCACAAACUGGAUGAAUUGGACUGUUUGAUCCAGGGCCUGCUUUAUGUUGAUUCAGUUGGUUUCAAUGGCCAACCAGAGUGCUAUUAUUUUGAAAAUCCUACAGAUCCUGAACAGUGCCAGAAGAAGCCUUACUGCCUUGAUAAUCCAUAUCCUAUGCUGCUGGUUAACAUGGGCUCGGGGGUCAGCAUCCUAGCUGUGUAUUCGAAGGACAAUUACAAGAGAGUCACAGGAUCCAGCCUGGGAGGAGGAACAUUCCUGGGCCUCUGCUGCUUGCUGACUGGCUGCGAGACAUUUGAAGAAGCACUAGAAAUGGCUGCGAAAGGAGACAGCACCAAUGUGGAUAAACUGGUGAAGGAUAUUUACGGAGGAGAUUAUGAGCGGUUUGGCCUUCAAGGGUCUGCUGUAGCCUCAAGCUUUGGCCAUAUGAUGAGUAAAGAAAAGAGAGAUUCCAUCAGUAAAGAGGACUUGGCCAGAGCUACUUUGGUUACUAUCACCAACAACAUUGGCUCUAUUGCUCGCAUGUGUGCAUUGAAUGAGAACAUUGACAAAGUGGUAUUUGUUGGAAACUUUCUCAGAAUUAAUAUGAUUUCAAUGAAGGUGCUAGCAUAUGCUAUGGAUUACUGGUCCAAGGGACAGCUGAAAGCUCUGUUUUUGGAACAUGAGGGUUAUUUUGGAGCUGUUGGGGCGCUUUUAGAAUUGCUUAAAAUGACAGACGAUCAAUGAUGAAGCUGUCUGAAGAGAUUUCUACCGCAGAUGCUGCUGGAUAAGAGUGAAAGCCACUACAAGGAUGGAAAUGAAGCCAUUAUGAUAGUUCUACCUGCUGGAUUUGUAAAUAAUUUAAAAUCCUUUUAGCUGAUCUUUAACUUCUGGGUUUUGAGCUUAUACUUCGGAGUUCAUACUGGGAAUACUGAGAUUUUUUUUCUGUACACUGUAUUUUUUAGGGGGAAAAUGUGCAACGUUGCCAAACAUAUGGAGUUUAUGGAAUUAUUUGAAAUGUAUACUGUUAAAUGUAAGACCUGUGAUAUAAGGCAUCUGCUUUUCUUCUGGGGUUUACUGAUUAGUGUGGUAAUUUUAACUUCAUUUAGUAAUCACUCUAGGAGAUUUUUUUCUUAUUUUCAUGACGUUUCAUGAUUUGUUCUUGGUUUCAAAUGAAACUACAAAGCUGAUGCAUUUUACUGUGAAAACUAGUCGUUGAUUUGUUGCCUUUUCUCUUCAGAUGAGACGCUUUUAUUUAACACCUUUCCCUCACCCUGCCAAAAAAAUAAAUAAAAAUACAGGCUUUCAGUGGCUACGUGAGUUUCUUGGCAAGACCGCAAGAAAACCUCAGGAGAGGGACUGUGUGGUUAAAGGUUAACUCUUCAGUUGUCCUGGUUUUUCCAGAUCAGGAACAGGCUGCUAACUUGACACUAAAAUGAAAUCCCGUUACUGUUGAAAGUCUGAUUUGUCUGAAGAGCUCUGUAGUACGGUAGUUAUUUAUAUGGUACGUACUUGGUGAUAGAUGGGAAAGGGAGGAGAUUACUUCAAUUUAUUUGAAGACUUUUCUGUAGUCUGUGAUUUCUAAGUUGUUGGUGAUCAAAACCAAACAUUAACUGCAUUAUCCAAAGCCCAGUUUCUAAAGUUAGAAAGAUUAUUACUAAUGCAUUUUCUGUUUUUAAGCUAAGGCUUACUUCCUCUGCAGGACACCGAUGUUUAAGUGUUUGUUCCAGUACGUUAUUUUCUACCUUGGUUUGAUUGGUGGACCUGUCUAGAUAUUUGUGUUGAGGUGAGACCCUUCUGAAAUCUAUGUAUGUAACUGCAUAGGGUGGACAAGCUUGCUUUUCCUAGGCACCUUGAAGGCUCACAAAUCAGAGGCUGAAAAAGUCCAUAAAUUAUUUUGUCUUGUAGAACUGUAUGUCAUGUCACAUAACAUAAAGGGCUCAUCGAAGGGACAGUGUAAAGUUCAGACACAUGUAUUAUCCAGUAUAUUUUUGGAAGGGGGUUUAUUCACUUUUUUAAUGAUCAUUAAUUUCCGUAUCUCACAGAUGGUGAAAUGAAUUCAUAUUAACCCAAUUGUUAACAUGUCUGAUGGAAAUAAAGACCACCACUGUUUUGACGAUUUUAA